Molecule: messenger RNA, 1394 nt
Organism: Vicugna pacos (alpaca)
Lineage: Eukaryota; Metazoa; Chordata; Mammalia; Artiodactyla; Camelidae
Gene: CIDEC
Product: cell death inducing DFFA like effector c
Biological process (GO): apoptotic process; regulation of apoptotic process
Source: RefSeq, a predicted model, not a curated record
UUCUGGGCCAGUUUUUGUGUGUAGGGGGGAUUUUUUUGCUUGCUUGUUUUGUUUUGUUUUUCCUGGCUCCUGGAGAACAGGUGAGGUGGCGCUUUUUCAAGUUGUGCUAUCAGGAGUGAGGAGUGAGGCUGAAGACAGGCUGGCCCGGGGAGUCUACUGCACGGUCAGAAGGGAAGAUUGGGGAGGGGGCUGUGUGCCAUGCGUUCCCUGAACCCCCUGCUCUGCGCUGCAGCUGGGAAAGGGAGAACAUCUCAGAGUGAGGCCCAGGGAAAGGGCAGGUGGGGGGCUAGGGCAGAAACGGACACCGAGGCACACUUGGCAAGCAAGCAGGAAGAGCAGGAUGAAGGGGGAAUGCUGUGAGCAGUCUGAGAAGGCUUUCGGAGCAGCGGAAAGCAGUGAAACUCGGGCUUUCUGCUCAGGAGAGAAGGAGCAGCGGGCAGCCCAGGAGUAUCGAUUAGAGCUGCGCUGUCCAGGAAGGUUGCCAGCCGCCCUGAGCCACCACGGCUGUGCCCAACACUGUCCAGCUGACGAGGAUGGAAUACGCCAUGAAGUCCCUCAGCCUCCUCUACCCUAAGUCCCUCUCCAGAUGUGUGGCCAUGAGCACCUCAGUGGUGACCCAGCAGCUGGUGCCGAAGCCCAGCCCCGAGGCCCGCAGGGCCCGACCCUACAGAGUAAGCAGUGCUGACCGGAGUGAGCGGAAGGGCAUCGUGGCUCACAGUCUCGAGGACCUCCUCCUCAAGGUCCAGGAUACCAUGAUGCUGGCAGACAAGCCUUUCUUCCUGGUGUUGGAGAAAGACGGCACAACUGUAGAGACAGAAGAGUAUUUCCAAUCUCUGGCAGAGGACACCAUGUUCAUGGUCCUCCAUAAGGGGCAGAAAUGGCAGCCCCCGUCAGAGCAGGGCACUAGGUACCAACUUCCCCUCUCCCGUAAGCCUGCCAAGAAAAUCGAUGUGGCCCGCGUAACCUUUGACCUGUACAAGGUGAACCCACAGGACUUCAUUGGUUGCCUGAACGUGAAGGCGACUUUCUACGGCACAUACUCCCUUUCCUACGAUCUGCACUGCUACAGGGCCAAGCGCAUCAUGAAGGAAGCUCUUCGCUGGGUCCUCUUCAGCAUGCAGGCCACAGGCCACAUGCUGCUUGGCACCUCCUGUUACCUGCGGCAGCUCCUGGACGCCACAGAGGGAGGGCAGCCCCCCAGGGACAACGGCCUGUCCCUCAUCCCGAACCGUCUGAAGAUACUGCAGUGAAAGCCCAGCCAAGGACUAGACUGCGCACCAGCAGGCUACGGCAUGAAGUCUGCCCCUCAGCAACCUGUCUGCACGCGCUGUUCUUUCAUUCCACCACCUGCCUCCUGGCCUCCCGUCCCAAAUGCUCCUGAGUCAAUUGUCAAG